CUUUGGUUUGAGGACAUCUGGAUAACUUUUCAGUAAUCUCUACUGUUUGACACCACGAGAUGGAGAAGCAGCCCUUGCCCACUGACGAUGACAAGACAGGAACCACUGAGUCAGAAGUCGAUGGCUACGCCGGUGAAGAGAGCCAGCAGGGCGCGUCUGAGCCCCCCGCUCGAGCUGGAUGGAACAGUAAAAUAGAGUAUUUUUUGGCUCAAGUGGGAUUCAGCGUUGGGCUUGGAAACGUCUGGAGGUUUCCAUAUUUGUGUCAUCAGAAUGGAGGAGGUGCUUUUCUCCUCCUGUAUGUGCUGCUGAUGCUGGUUGUGGGUAUUCCCCUGUUCUUCCUGGAGCUGGCAGCCGGUCAGGCUAUUCGACAGGGCAGCAUCGGAGUGUGGAAGUACAUCUCCCCCAAGCUCGCAGGGAUCGGCUACUCCAGCUGUGUGGUGUGUUUCUUUGUGGCUCUUUAUUACAAUGUGAUCCUCGCAUGGAGUCUCUUCUACCUUGGGAACUCGUUUCAGUCCCCUUUACCUUGGGAACAGUGUCCUCAACAGGGGAAUUUAACGGUGCAGGAAUGUGAAAAGAGCUCCCCUACCUCAUAUUUCUGGUACCGUAAAGCUCUGGAUAUCACAGACUCAAUUGAUGAGACGGGCUCAUUCAACCCCUACAUCGUCUGCUGUCUGCUGGCGGCCUGGACCAUUGUGUGCCUGGGAAUGUUCAAAGGCAUCAAGACCUCUGUCAAGGUGAUGUAUUUCUCCUCCAUCUUCCCUUACUUGGUGCUGUUCUGCUUCCUUGUGCGUGGACUCAUGCUUGAUGGGGCCCUAGAUGGAAUCACCUACAUGUUUUACCCCAGGCUAAAAAUCUGGGCAGACAUACAGGUGUGGCGGCAGGCAGCCACGCAGGUCUUCUUUGCUCUGGGCCUCGGCUUCGGGUCCAUCAUCGCCUAUUCCUCCUACAAUCCCAAGAACAACAACUGCCACCGCGAUGCCUUCACCGUCUCCUCUAUAAACUUCCUCACAUCCAUACUGGCCACCCUGGUGGUGUUUGCUGUGCUCGGCUUCCGCGCCAAAAAUAAGGCCAUGAAAUGUAUAGUCAGUAAUGUAAAACAGCUGUCAGAGCUGAUCAACAGCGGUUCUGUGGACACUAUUAGGAUACCACGCUUUAACUACUCUGAUCCCAGCUCUGUGGCCCUGGCGGACUACAGGGACUGGUUUAAAGAACAUGGGAACUUCACAGCCGGCAUCACAGACUGCGACAUGGAAAAAGAGAUGCAGACGGGUGUGGAAGGGACAGGUCUAGCUUUUAUUGCCUUCACAGAAGCCAUGUCACUCCUGCCUGGCAGCCCUUUUUGGUCAGCGCUCUUCUUCCUCAUGCUGCUCAACUUAGGACUCAGCACCAUGUUCGGCACUAUGGAAGGCAUCCUCGCCCCACUCACAGACCGCUUCAAGACUCUGGCCAACAACAAGACCAAACUCACAAUUUUCAGCUGCAUCAUCGGCUUUGUGAUCGGCCUACUCUUCACCCAGCGCUGUGGGAACUACUUUGUUGCGAUGUUCGAUGAUUACUCUGCCACCCUACCACUCAUCAUUGUGGUGCUUUUUGAGACCUUCAGUGUGUCUUGGCUGUACGGAGCUGAUAGAUUCCUUGACGACAUUGAGGUCAUGCUGGGCUGGCGUCCCCAUGUCAUUUACAAGUACCUGUGGAAAUACAUUUGCCCGCUAGCUAUGGCGGGGCUGCUUGUAGCCACAACUGUUCGCAUGAUCAUCACACGACCAGUUUACAGGGCAUGGAACGAAGCUAAGGCUACUGAGGAGUUCCUGCAGUACCCCGGCUGGGCUCUGGCUGUUCUUGCUUUACUGAUCAUAUUUGCGAUGAUGCCCACCCCACUGGGCUUCAUCCACUCUAUCAUGCAGGACAGGAUGAAAAAAGCAUCCAGAGAUACGGAGAUCGGUCGGUACAGCAUUGUUAGCACCGAUGACAAGUGUGAAACUCCCAUCACUGACAUGUCAGAACUAGAACAAAGAAACGGGGCAGCUAAUUCAUUAUCUUAAACUUUGGACUGUUGAUAUUACACCGUGAGAAAUGACUUUCAGUAUGCAGAUACAAUUUUAGUCCCUUUUUUAUUUAAUGUGGAAAAUAUGAAUUCCAAACAACUCUUCAUUUUACAAUUGAUCAAAUCAGUGAAGACAAUAUUUAUUUGUAUUAGUUUGCAGUAUAAGCCAUAGACACCACAUCAUGAUGUACUUCAUCAUUUCAAUGAAUAUCCUAAAAACGAUGAGUUUUUUAAAAACAAUUUAAAAAAAUCAGCAACCUUUUCCUUACAUUAUCUUAUGGACAGACUUACAGUACAUUGUAUGAUAUGUUUUAAACCUUUUUUAUAACUGCUGGUCAUGAUUUGAGGUGAGUUACAACACAAACAUUGAGGCUGAAUUAUGACAGGAAAAUCAUGACAUCACUGUAUCUGUGAGCACAUAUACAGUACACAUAACACUACACAGUUCUUAUCGAUUGCUGCAUCUGUUGCUGCAGGAUGAGUUGAGCAAAUAGCUGUACAUGUUUAGCAAGACUGUUACACCAAGAGAGGUGACGUUAAACACAGCUACAGUAUUGAUGUUGUUCACUACACAAAAGCCAUAAAACCACGUUUAAAGCUCAAAGUAUUAAGUACUGUGUCACCAGUUUGGUUUUACAGUUUGAUAUUAUGUGGAAUGUACACACAUUUAUCAUGUAGCUGCACAAUCAUGUUAACAUUUUCUGUUCAAACCAACCUGAAAUAGCUGAUAAAAGAGGUAUCACACAUUUUAUUUAUUUAUUUUUUUCUUGUUUGGGUUUACAGGGAUUAGCGUACAAUCACUGUGUUGUUUUGUGAUAUCAUGUCGGACAUGGAAAAAAAAAUCAAAGUUCCCAUCACCCUGUUUUUAUAAUUGUCAUGUUAGGCAUUAACAGUAAGUGUAUAGAAAAAAGUUUGUUAACAUUAGUGUUGUAGAGCACACAGAUACAAGGACUGUUGGCUGCCAGUUUUUUGGUAGCAUGUAAAUAUGUAUAUAAUAUGUGUAAAAAUGCACCAAGAACAAUUGUAAUUGAACACGUCUGGGAUUGUCGGUCAUAUUUUUAUUUGGAAAUUGGAAGUUUGCAUGAAGCGCUUUUUUCAGCAUGGGUUUAGGAGGAAACUAGCUUAAUUUUAUAAAGCUAUACAAAGCCACUGACCAGAUACAAUUUGGCAUCUGUUCUGAUUUAACUGCAGUAUAUGAUACAAUUAAGGUGUUGAUCUUGCAAAAAAUAUUUUUUUAGACUUCACUGCCUGGCAGAUUUUUGAUAAGAUUUCACACAAAGCCACAUCACUUCGUCUUUUGUAUUUUCGUAGCCAGUUGAAUGAACUUGAAUGCUGUUGAAUGUACAUGUACAAAGUGCCUUCAGAUCUAACAAGGCUGAUUGAACAAAAUGUUAAAAGCAUUCCAGCAUAUGUAUAGUUUGAAAAACAUUUCGUUUUGUAGAUUCCCUUUUUAAUAGUGUUAUGUGUAGUCUGUAUAAAAGGAGAAAAUGUAAUAUAAUGCUAUUGCUAUGUAAUAUAUUGUUGCCAUUCUUUUUAUUAAAACAUUUCUUUCAGCACUA
Scomber scombrus (Atlantic mackerel) is the source of this 3603-nucleotide messenger RNA. Its product is annotated as sodium-dependent neutral amino acid transporter B(0)AT2-like. Gene Ontology annotation, biological process: sodium ion transmembrane transport. The record is from RefSeq and is a predicted model, not a curated record. The transcript is spliced from 12 exons. Gene Ontology annotation, cellular component: membrane. The coding region runs from base 60 to 2042 and encodes 660 amino acids. Lineage: Eukaryota; Metazoa; Chordata; Actinopteri; Scombriformes; Scombridae.